Messenger RNA from Hyla sarda, 6566 nucleotides. RefSeq names its product FH1/FH2 domain-containing protein 1-like. Gene Ontology annotation, cellular component: cytoskeleton; cytoplasm. Lineage: Eukaryota; Metazoa; Chordata; Amphibia; Anura; Hylidae. Gene Ontology annotation, molecular function: actin filament binding. Bases 145 to 4215 code for a protein of 1356 amino acids. Gene Ontology annotation, biological process: actin filament network formation; cortical actin cytoskeleton organization. The transcript is spliced from 23 exons. The record is from RefSeq and is a predicted model, not a curated record.
UAUACUCUGAAGUCCCCACCCCGGGUGACGUCACGGCCCCGCCCCGGCUCCCGGUGAGCGGCGGACCUAGUCUGCAGGCUGUAUGUGUGAGCAGUAACCGGGGAGCCUGGGCAGUAAUCGGUUGGAACCUUUGCCGCUGCCGCCAUGGCGGUCAUCCCGUGCCGGGUACAAUACCUGGACGACAUGGAUCCUUUUAUCUGCACUAACUUCCCGGAGCCGCGGAGACCCCCGGUGUAUAACUUCCCGGAGACUGCCCCGCUGAUCGAGCAGCUACCGGCAAUACACAAACUACUGGAGGCCCCGCUCAAGCUGGAAGAUUGCACCCUACAAUUAUCCACCAACGGGAACUAUCUGGACAUAGAGCUCUCCCUGGCCGAGCAGCGGGACUAUCUGGAAGCCUUCUUUGAAGACAUAAGUAAAGGCAGACGACCCACUCUGAUCCUCCGGACGCAGCUGCCAGUGAGAGUCCAUGCGAUUCUAGAAAAAUUAUACAACUCCAAUGGUCCCGAGUUACGGAGGUCGCUCUUCUCUCUCAAGCAACUUUUCCAGGAAGACAAAGAUCUGGUUCCAGAGUUUGUGAGUUCAGAGGGACUGACAUGUCUUAUUAAAGUUGGAGCUGAGGCUGACCAAAACUACCAAAACUACAUUCUUAGAGCUUUGAGUCAGAUCAUGCUCUUUGUGGAUGGUAUGAAUGGAGUGAUAAAUCACAAUGAGACGGUUCAAUGGUUGUACACGCUCUGCGGCAGUCCGUACCGCCUGGUAGUAAAGACUGCCCUGAAACUGCUGAUUGUAUUUGUGGAGUACACAGAAUCCAAUGCCCCUCUUCUUAUCAAAGCCGUGAAUAUUGUGGAUCAGAACCGGGGUACCAGCCCAUGGUCAAACCUCAUAGAUAUUCUGGAAGAGAAGAAUGGGGCGGAUUCAGAGCUGCUUGUAUUUGCUAUGACACUCAUCAACAAGACACUGGGGGCUCUCCCAGAUCAAGAUUCCUUCUACGACGUAGCAGACUGUCUGGAGCAGCAGGGGAUGGAGAAGCUCAUCCAGCGGCACAUGAACAACAAGGGGACAGACCCAGACCUUAAGCAGCGUCUGGCACUGUAUGAGAGUGCUUUAAGAAUGGAGGAUGAUGACAACGAGGACUCGUCUAGCUGUUCCCGCAAGGAUCGUAGGAAAAAUUCCCUGGGGGUAGAAGAGGUUCGGCGCUCAAGACGCUCCCUGGGCAACAGUGCAGAAGUAUGGGCAAAGAUCAACAACAACACCACCACCACCACCACUACGACAAUAAAAACCCCUAUUGAGAACAGCAUUAACCUGCAAAAUGCGGCUAAACCAUGUACAGUGCAGAAGCCAACAUUAUGCAUUGUGCCACCUUCUCCACCAAAACAGCCGCCAUUUGAGAAGGUGGAACCUCCCAGCCCUCCAAGCUGUAUCAGGGAACAGAAAGUGGAGCUGCCAAACCCUGAAGUGACAAGCAGUAAGCAGUCAAGCCCUGAGAGCAAUGGCACACACAGCAGCGCUGCCAAUAUCUCCUUGUCCAGAUCUGCACCAGAGGUGGACAAGGCCUCUGUAGUCAGUGACCGGAGCAUAUUCAAAAACCGAUUUCUGGAGAAUCUGGCAGCCACUGAGUUGGAGAAGAUGUCGGCCUUGUCCAAAGGUCGACAGGAAGUGUUGGCAGAGGCUGUACGUGGCCUCGAUGAUGACGCUUCCUCUGAGCAGCAUGCAGACACGGCUGCUGUGGAUGAGUUUAGCAGCCAGGAGGAUGGAAAAGGGGAUCUGAGUGAGAAGGAGGAGAAAAAUGACAGUGUGAAUGAGAAAGAAUUAUGCUCGGGGUCCAGCGAUUCCUCUGCCAGCAGCACUUUGGAGAGAGAGGAAAAAGGAGACCGAGAGGAGCCUGAAUCAGAACCAGCAAGUCCUGGUAGCACCCCUCCUCCAACCACUGACCACAGCAGCUCUAAGAAGUUCAUGCUGGACAUGUUGUAUGCUAAAAAACAGAAUGAUGCAGAUACAGAAAUUUUGAAUGUAAACAAUGCAGCUUCUACCGAUCCAGGGAAGCCACCGAGAGACACAAGAUCUCUUGCAGCCAGGACGGAAAUCUACGAGUCUGAAACUUCUCCCACCAAAGUGCCCAUAGAAAACACAUCAGACUCUCGGAAAGUUGUGAGGGCUCAGUACAGCAUUGAUGCAGAAACCAAUGCCAAAAACCUGGAAAAGACCCUCAUGACCCCCUUUAAAAAACCUGUUGAGACCCUGUGGGAGCAAACUCCACCCCCACCACAGAUAGACCUAAAAAUUAAAGACUUGGACUUCACAGACUUGUGUGAGGAGGAGGAUUUUGAUGUCCUUGAUUUUGAGGCCACAGAAACCGUUGCACCUUCCCGAUUGUCCAAUGUAAAUCAUUCUUCUCCACUGGCCAUUUCAGGACUUCCCCUUCCACCCCCUCCUCCACCACCACCACUUGGCAGUUGUCCUGGAUUUCCGUUACCCAUCCCUCCACCUCCAGGGUGUCCUCCACUCCCACUGGGAAGAAGCCCCCAUUUUCCCCCACCCCCUCCUGCACCUCCCAGCUUUAACAUCAUCACACAGGACUCACAGGACACAACUAUAAACAAGAAGAGGAAAACGGUAAAGCUGUUCUGGAAGGAGGUAAAGGAGACUGACUGCAACAGUCGGGGGAAGUUUGGCAAAGGCACUUUGUGGGAGUCACUAGACAAGGUCACUGUGGACACUGAGAAACUUGAACAUCUUUUUGAGUCUAAAGCCAAAGAACUAAUUUCUUCCAAGAAAGGGGUUGAUGUAAAGAAACAAGCUCUGGUUGUGUUAGACCCCAAGAGAAGCAAUGCUAUCAACAUUGGUCUUACAGUUCUUCCCACAGUCCACAUUAUCAAGACGGCAAUCUUAAAUUUUGAUGAGUACGCCAUCAAUAAAGAGGGUAUCGAGAAAAUCCUUACAAUGGUUCCAACAGAAGAGGAAAAGCAGAAGAUCCAGGAGGCUCAGAUUGCAAACCCUGAUGUCCCCUUGGGAUCGGCUGAACAAUUCCUUCUUACCUUGUCCUCUAUUAGUGGGCUGACAUCCCGACUCCAACUCUGGGCCUUUAAGUUAGAUUAUGAGACCAUGGAGAAGGAAAUUGCUGAUCCACUAUAUGACCUGAAGCUGGGAAUGGAGCAACUAUCAAAGAAUAGGACGUUUAAGGUGAUCCUGUCCUCUCUCCUGGCAGUUGGGAACUUCUUGAAUGGGUCAAAAGCAAAGGGCUUUGAUCUCAGUUACUUGGAGAAGGUCUCAGAGGUUAAGGAUACAGUCCAUAGACAAACACUCCUUCAUCACAUGUGUAACAUAGUGAGUGAGAAGUUCCCUGACACCUCUGACCUGUAUUCUGAAAUUGCUGCCAUCACUCGAUCAUCCAAGGUGGAUUUCGAUGACCUGGCAGACAGUCUGGUGCAGCUUGAAAAGAGGUGUCGGGAAUCAUGGGAGAGUCUUAAAGUAAUUUCCAAACAUGAAACAAAACCAGGAUUAAAGAACAAAAUGACAGACUUCCUAAAGAGCAGCACCGAUAAAAUAGUCAUCCUGAAAAUCGUACACAGGAGGAUUCUUAACCGGUUUCGGUCCUUCUUGCUGUAUCUGGGCUAUUCCUACUCCUCUGCCAGGGACAUGAAGAUAACAAGAUUCUGCAGAAUUAUCAGUGAAUUUGCACUAGAGUACAGGACAGCACGGGAGAGAGUGCUGCAGCAGAAACAAAAGAGAGCUGCGUACCGAGAACGGAACAAAACACGAGGAAGGAUGAUCACUGAGACCGCAAAGUUCUCUAGUGCUGCUACAACACCACCACCAGUGACAGAGAACAAUAUAACAUUUACUAGCAACAGGUUACAGACGCAGUCAUCUGAGGAGGGACAUGAAAAUAUGACCAAUAUACUGAUCUCAUCUGGGGAGCCCAACAACCGCAGGAGCCGCGGAGUCCGAAGUUUAGGCCGGGCCAGCCCUCCAGACCUAUCAGGAAAUAAAGAGGAGCAAGGAGGAGCCCCUGUAGACACUUCUGAUGAGAUCAUGGAUAGACUGGUCCAGUCUGUGACCCAGAACCCAAACCCAAGAGUAGCAGCCCCCAAAGAACGGAAGAGAUCAAGAGCCAAUAGAAAAUCUUUGAGAAGAACUCUCAAGAGUGGUUUGAGUGAUGACCUGGUUCAGGCGCUGGGACUGUCUAAAUCAUCAGAGGUGGCUGUAUAAGUGACAUCUGCAUAGACUGCUUACGCACUAGUCCGCUGCCCCCUGUGGUGGGAUACGGAAUGGCAGCCCACAAAGGGAGUCCAAAUUGCAUGGUACAACUGGACAAUGAAUGGAGCAGAAAACGGCACUAUAUGGGACUGCAUUACUUUACUGUCACCUUCAACAGGAGACUUUCAAGGAAGAAAUCAAUGUUACAUUACAGGCAGUGUCCGUCCAUCUGCCAGCAGAUCUGCCUCCAGGACUGCAGUCUACAUUGCUAAUAUCAAUACUAUCCAUUUGCAGUAACCACUUCUCUGAUCUCUGGCUUCUAGCACUACAAGGGAGGGCAGGCACAUUUCUUUCUCUGUACACAGAACUGCUCUCAGUUUACAGUUGUGGCUGCAAACAGCACAAACUAUCAUGAACGUUAUAUGUCCCUCACCAGCAGUGACUGUAAUAGACUUUAAAAUAUAAAGUUCACAAAUGGCCGACGAGUAACUGCAAACCAGGUUCAGCUCUGUCCACAUGUGCAGAAAACAGCCCCAUAUUGGGCUCAGAGUUCCAUAGGGCAGUGUUAUCAUGCAGCAAGUCUGGAUUACACACAUGUAAAGCCUGAGUACAUUUCCUACAGUCACUAUUAUACCUAACCAGCUGAUGGAGACCAAGGAUCAACAAUAUAAUUAUUACCUUCCAAUCUAUAUAGCACUCAGACACGGCUUGAUAUUUUGGGUAUGAUGAAUGUAAUAUAUGGCUCCACCUAGUGGUCGACCCUUUUGCACUUCCCAUUCUUUGUAACUUUACAAGCUGUUUCUCUGGUAAGUGCAGUCAUUCUCCUAAAGCAUCAACCAUGUAUGAUCUCAAUUAGUCGUCCUGUGUAGUUAAUCUUUAAAUUUGCAUACAAAAUAUCCCUUCCCACCCAGAUUUGACAUAUGCACGCCAGCAUUAUGCUUGCAGUUACAGCUUUUGAGCUGCCUGUGUCUCCUUCUACUUGAAAUAACACAUUUCUUGUGCAGAGGAGAUCAGGUCACAUCCUAUUUAUACCAUCUAAUGACUGGUGGCACUGUUAUUACAUGGGCAGCGGAGGCCACCCGGUCUCCUCCCUCCCAUAACACUGCUCAUUUUCCUUGCUGUGACUGGAUGAAUCAGUGCUGCUAAUAUAAACCCGCUCACAUGGCCUGGUAUAUUUAUCUGUUUCACGCCCUCCUAAACCACUGUCAAGAGCUCCCCACUCCUUACACUGAGAUCAUGGCCUAUAAAGAGUCCCAUAAAACCACUGAUCCCCCUCACUGUGGUUCUAAUCUGUGUAUAAUGAACAUGCAGCUGCUCUGUAGGCGGUGGACCAUGUAGGGGUUAGUCUGGUGGGUACAUUCUGACUAUUUGAAAACCCAUGAACUGGACAGGUGGGGUGGCCUCUUGGUAAAUUGCGUAGAAGGAGAUUCUGUAUAUCAGGGCCCGGGAGCACCCUGAAAACUCAGAGACCCACUCAUAGUUCGAUCUAUGUUUACUCUGAAACGGCAUAGCCAUACAUGGUGCAUCCUUGAUCACUAUGUUAAGGGACCCUGUCAAUGUUUCAUGCUGCCUGUGUUUUGAAAAGCUUGAAACUAGUCACAGGUUCCCAUUAAAGACAAGACAAAUUGUAAGAGGGUGGUAAGGGGGCAUCACUUUUACAAAUAGAGGCCUGGACAGCUCUCUACGAUGUAUCUCUAUGGCUGCAAUUUUCUGGGUUUCUGAGUGCUAGUAAAACAAUUUCCUUCCAAUUCCCAAGCCUCUAUCGCUUCCGCACAACCAAAUCUAGAUGGUACAAACUCACAACCCCUAGCCCUCCUCCAGUGAGUGGUAUGCUGUCUGCAAAUUGCACAAAAUCUUUCUUCCUAACUCGGCCAUACAUAUGCUUUCCAGUCUUCCAUAAUCCACCUACUGAAUGCACCUUCAGACCAUCUCCUGGAUUCCACUCAUAAUGCCACAUACUGCACAUAAAGGGUUAACACACUAGGAAUCCUGGGUAAAGUUUAUAUUUAAUGUAUUUUAACAGUCACCUAUAUAUUUAUUUUUUAAAGGGCUUUAGUCAGGAGACAUUUUAGUGCCUUGAUCUGUGGAAAAUAGCCACUCCUGUGGUGUUUUUAGUGUAGAUUUGGGGGAAUUUUGUAAUGAAGAAAGUGGCUUCUGAAAUGUGCCGAGCGACCUGCCACGCUGACAUCCCGGUCGUCUGUAGCACCACGCAGUCAUUUUGUGCAGUUCAUAGAGAGUGAUGCACAAGUUCUGAACAGUAUUAUGAAGUCAUUGUACCACUGUCUAUAAAGUCACCGCAUAGGGAAUGUCAUUUCUUGUAAACAUUGUUUUUGUUUCUUCAAUAAAAUUGAUGAAAUAUCUUA